Molecule: messenger RNA, 381 nt
Organism: Necator americanus (New World hookworm)
Lineage: Eukaryota; Metazoa; Nematoda; Chromadorea; Rhabditida; Ancylostomatidae
Exons: 1
Coding region: 1-381 (126 amino acids)
Source: RefSeq, a predicted model, not a curated record
AUGUGCCGCCAAGCACUGACAAUUUCAUCCAGGAAAAGCAGCCUAGAAGGAAGUUGCGUCGCUAGCUGCAAAAAGACCGCGAAAACGAAUAGACGCCAAGAGCGAAGGAGUUUGAAAAGGCGCGGGUGGAACGGGAACCUGCGGGAAGCCUAUGCUUUGUCAAAGCAGUAUAGCGGCAAGAUGAAAAGAUGUUCCCCAGUCCUCAGCAUCGCCAAUGGAGUGGCUGUCGCUGAAGCAGCCAUUCCAAUUUGGAGGGAUCACUUCAAGAUCCUGCUUAACCGGCAAGCGCCUGACCAACCGGUCCUAAACUCGAGCACGUUCAUAGAACCAGCGUAUGCGGUCAGCGAGGAAUCGCCGACCGAGUCGGAGACUUUGGUCUAG